GGAGGGGCCGUCUCAAAAGUCUCUCCUUCCCCUGCAGGGACAGACGGCGAGUCCUGGAGCGAGCAGAGGGUGUCAGAGGCAGGGGCCCGAAGAAACAAAGUUCCCGGGGCUUCUCCAAGGCCGCUGUCCGGGUUGCCCGUGCGGCCGCCCCACUCCUCGAGAAGGCAAUGGCUUCCAAACUCCUGCGCGCAGUCAUCCUCGGGCCGCCCGGCUCUGGCAAGGGCACCGUGUGCCAGAGGAUCGCCCAGAACUUUGGACUCCAGCAUCUCUCCAGCGGCCACUUCUUGCGGGAGAACAUCAGAGCCAACACGGGAGUUGGUGGUAUGGCAAAGCAGUACAUAGAGAAAGGUCUUUUGGUUCCAGAUCACGUGAUCACACGCCUGAUGAUGUCGGAGUUGGAGAACAGGCGUGAUCAGCACUGGCUACUAGAUGGUUUUCCUAGGACAUUAGUUCAGGCUGAAGCCUUGGACAGAAUCUGUGAUCUGGAUCUCGUGAUCACUCUGAACAUUCCAUUUGAAACACUCAAAGAUCGUCUCAGCCGCCGUUGGAUUCAUCCUCCCAGCGGAAGGGUCUAUAACCUGGACUUCAAUCCACCUAAUGUACAUGGGGUUGAUGACGUCACUGGUGAACCGUUGGUCCAGCAGGAGGAUGAUAAACCUGAAGCAGUUGCUGCCAGGCUGAGACAGUACAAGGAUGUGGCAAAGCCAGUCAUUGAACUGUACAAGAGCCGAGGAGUGCUCCACCAAUUUUCCGGAACAGAGACUAACAAAAUCUGGCCCUAUGUUUACACGCUUUUCUCGAACAAGAUCACACCUAUAGAGUCCAAAGAAGCAUACUGAGCCCACCUGGAGGAAGAACCAUGAGAAGUGGUCAUUCUCUCAAUUAUGUGUGUAGUACUGGUGCCGUGUUUCAAUUAGAAGCUAGCUGAGAUAGCUUGCGUCUUUUCUAGUUUAAGUGGUGAUCUGAUAUAAAAACUAAUGAGGAAAAAGAGUUAAUGAAGAGGCUCCUCUCUGACUUUCAAAACAAGGGUCAUCUAGACAUGUUGAAGAUGUCUCUGCACAUGUGCCAAACCCUUCACAAGAAAGCCAGUGCAGGCUGGAUUUCAAACGGUGUAUAUCCCCAGCUCUAUCUGUUUUUUGACAGUCAUGUUGUUGCCAUAGUAGCAGCCUUUUUACCCUUGAUGGUGGUGCUCUCUGGUUCUCCCCAACCCCUAAAGGCUGUCGAACCAUAGCACCAGCAGGUCUGGGAAUGCCAAGGGCUGUUGCCUGGGCUUUGUCCCACGUUCUCUGGUAUAUGCCCCUCUGGAGGCAAUGAGGUCGAAGCCAAUAGCUCUCGAUUUUGAAUGACUGUAUCCACGUUUAUUUUUUCUGUUAGGAAAACCUCCUUUUCUGAGUCCAUGCACCAUAGGGUCUCUCCUUUUUCAGCAAUCCAGGAAUGAAAAGAUUUGGCUUCUGCUAUGUUUAUUAGGCUGUAUUUUUUUUUACAUCUGUUUCUUCCCUUCCUAGGCUAUUAAAUUAUAUGGAUACUUAUUGCUUUUAUCCCUCUGAAAUUCCUUUCUAAGAGCUGAGAGCUAGGGGAUGAUGUCAAAUCACUUCAUGCACCAGAACCUGAGCUCUUGGAGGGUCUCCUUAUACUGCUGGUCUGACGCUCAUGGGUGGACAUCAUUCCUUUUUUUUUUUUGUGCAAAAAUAAAAUCCUCAGAGGAUUUUUUAAAUCCUCAGAAAGUAAGAAAUAUUCACCUACAGAAAUGUUAAAAGAUCGUAUCAUCUGUACCUGACUAAAAUAAUAGUUUACUUUUUAUUCAAGAUAAAGAAAAUGUGUUUGAAAAUGCUGCUAAAUGUAAAUGUGGACAGUGUUUUUCUCCCGUGAGUGACCCAUGCUUGUUAUGAGUGGUUGGUAAGGGGAAUGGAGCCUGUGCGGUUGAGGAAACGUGUUGCACUGGCUGUGCCUAGGCGACGUAUACAGCUUUACAAUUAUGAGAAAAUAAAAUCUUAAUUUUUUUUUAUUCCAAAGAUUCUACAGGGUGGCCAUAAAGUCUAAAGAUACAGAUAACACUAUUUUGUCAUUCAUCAUAAUGUAAUGUCAAUAAAUCAUUUGUUAAGGAUUUGCUUGGUUUCUAGACUUGGUGGCCACCUUGUAUAAUUAAUUCUUGUUCUCCUCUGGGAAGGACAAUGAAAUCUAUUCCUGCUGCCUUAACAAUAAGUACUCCUCUUCAUGCAUUGUGAUUAUCCCCAGAAAGGGUCCCUUACUAUUCCUGGGAGUGACUUCAGAGUAAUCAUUGCUUUUGGAGUUUGGGGUGGAGGUAUAGAAAAUGGGAAAUGGCCUGAUCCCCGAUUCCAUACUCUACUCCUCCACCCUUCACUCUCUUCCUUCUCCCUUCCAGCAAAAUAGACAGCUUCAGUCAGUGUCAGGGUCACUCAGUGUGUCUCAGCAGUGUUUGCUCUUUCUGAGAUUGCCCAGCAAUGAGGGGCCCUUUGCUAGAUGAUAUCAAUAAAAUACAAACACCUUUUCCGUGGUCUCUGAAAGACGAUGCGUGUUUCAUGUUCAGUGGCCUAAAAUAUAUAUUUCUGGUUUUCUUCAACAAACUCCUUCAAUGAUUUUGACAAAGAUUAACUUUUUGUAAAAAGAUUAAAUUUUUUAGAAAAGUAAAUAUGAGAAAAGUAAAAUUCAAGGAACAGCUUUUUUUUUUUUGGUUUUCAUUCUACUGAUACACACGUGGUUCCUUCCCUGUUAGGCAGAAAUAGUUUGGAUAGUCUCUUAAGAUUUAUACCUGUCCUUACAGUCUGUGAUUCUAACCAGCUCUGAAUUCAUUUUGCUUUCCAUUAUCCUGACAGGCUUAUUUAGACUUGAAAAUGUUGCUGUGUUUAAUACCCUUGCCAACAUAAAAUAGGUACCAUUUAUCAAAGGCCUACUGAGUGAUAUAUGCAGUUUUUAGACCUUUAUAAAUACAGGGUGGAACGGAAGUAGGUACAGUUGCUUAUAUGGAAAAUAAUACAAUAAUUAAUAAAUAAUAAUACAAGAAUAAACUGUGCUUUGUGUACUUGCAACUGAAGCCUACUUUUGCCCUGUCCUGUAUUUCAUCCUGUGAACAGGCACCAUCCUACAUUUAUAAAAGAAGAAGGCAAGGUCACAGAUGUGAAGUGAUUUGCCCAGGUUCCUGCUGCCCAUAAAUAGUGCAGCCAGGGCUCACACUGAGGUUUUCCUGACUCUGCUACCUGAGUUUGCUCUUGGAUGUUAACUUCCUGUUUCCUGUUCCAUGCAGCCCAGGACACAAACCUGCUUGGUUUUGCUUGUAUUUAAGAGCAGCCUCACAUCAAAUGUAACAGAGUUCCCUGUGAUGACAUUUAGGUUUAUAUGAUACUGUUCUUAUUCCCUGUGCUUAAGCAAAGGGAGCUGCUACAGGAAAAUCUGAGCCCUUGGCCCUUCUCUGUAACUACUAAUUUAUGAAUAAAAUGAAAGGCUAUCAAUGUAGGCUGGCUUGAAUCCCGGCUAAUCUGAGAAGAAGGCGAGCUCAUGUGCCUCACUUACCCUUUUGUGUCCAUGGUUUUGUGCCCCUAAAGGGACCUUUACCUUUCAGCCACCCUCAGCCAUGGUGCUCACACAUAGGCCUGAGCUCCUGAGAUUGGAAUAAGUCACUCCUCACCGCCACCCCAAAUAAGGCCCUGAUAAUAAACUGAUCCUCCUUAAAGUGCUGGCAGAUGAACCAAUGGUGACUGUGCACCUAACACAGGGUAACCCUGACUUUAUACCAUCUCCCUAUAUUAUAUCACACUUUAAUAUGAUUCUGAAUGCCAAGUUCACCCCUUUGCCCGCCAUCUGAUCUGGUAGUGCUGCUUCUCAUGCACAGUUCUGGCAGAACCAAGGGAGACUGGCUUUCUGUCUUACCCACCUUACACAGCAUUGCUCCCCAUCACCCUCCAGGAGCCAAGUUCAGACGAGCUCUAGCUUCAGCCAGGUUAUGCCCACUCUUUGGCAGGGAAGGGAAAAAGUGAUAAUAGCAAUGGGUGAGAGAGCUGCUGCUGUGGCUUUUCCUGCCACUUAAAUUGUUGUUGAGACAGGAUAAUGUUAGAGGGAUGCCCGCGCAAACCCAUAAAUAGGGCUUUUAUCAAAUUUAGUUCACUGGAACCUGAGUUUAGUAUAUGACUUAGCUGUUUGUCUAAAUAGUUUACCAGUCUGUUGGAGGUCUUUGCUCAAAUCAUGAAGACCACAGACUUCCCAGUGUUAUGGUAUAGGCAUUCCUAGCAGUUGCUGGUAAUUGCUACUUCAUGCUAAGCACAUUACAUGCAUUGUCUAAUUAAAUCCUUAACAAUUACCCUAGGUAAUAGAUAUGAUUUCAAUUAUAUUGCCUCCUUGCAUUUAAAAACUGAAAUAAUCCUGUUUACAUAAACUUGGGCCUUUUUGGUACCCUUCUUUAGUUUGCACUCUCUGUUCUCAUUAAUGGAUAAAACAAUGUAUUUGCUCCCACCUGGAGUCUUUGUUUUUGGUGCUCUGGUGCUGAGAGGAAAUGGGCACUCAAUGCGUCCUGGUGGUAGUUACACACUGUAUAGACAGAGGGCAUAAUGUCUCAUCUGUACUCUGCCUGGGUUACGGGAUCUUGGGAGGCAUCUGUAUGCACCUGAUGAAUUUAAUUUCUUACCUUUCAUUUAACAGAAAGUAUCUUUUCUUGCUGCAACUAAUUUUGCCAGAGAGGCAAUUCAUAAGGCAGAGUCAUGUUCACAGUACGAAUUGCUUCUCUCUUCCCCUCCAUUUUUAGUAACUCCCUUGUCUAUUGGUGUCUCAAAAGAAGAACCCAGAAAUGGAGAUUUCUUUUAAUACAGAAAUGUGGUCUGGUCCUAAGUUAUCAGCCCUUUCCAUAGAAAACUGACCCAGUCUGGUUUCCAGAGGAGAAGUGUGCAACACACAGAUGUCGGGGAACCAUGAAGCCAUAUUUCAGCUCAGAAGAAAAAUCUGCUUCCUGCAUCUGUUCAGAUAUAUUAUAAUUGCAAUUGUUUAUAAAUGCCAUACCUUAUCUUUCUUUUAACAAAUUGCACAACUCUUGCCAAAAUAAAUGCCAUUAUGUGUAUGCUUCAGGGAAUUCCCCAAUUAGUGUGUGUGAGAGAGAGAGAACAAGAAAGAGAUAGAGAUGGUAAAACAUUUCCAAAAGGGAGAAAGUUUUUGUAUGAUGUGGAUAGUCCUUCCUUCCUUCCUUUAGUGAUAAUUAGGCAAUUCCAGGAAGUUCAGUAUCUCUGAAAUAAAAGAUUUCCUGUUUAAAACUUUUCAAAGGAGCAGUGCACCUAGAAGAUUCUCCCUAGGGUUAGUGUGUGUCUAACUCCAUUUCAUUAAACCUUUCUUUUCUUUAUUUUAAAGCUUUGGCUGUAAAGUCAGAAGUGUACUAAAUAAAAACAAAUUGACAUGUUUAAUUUAAAGAAAAGAGAAGAAAAAUGAAAACUGAGUCUUUAUGUAAGCUCCAAAGUGUUAGGGUUUAGAGAGCUUUUCUAGUUUUAUGAGAAUUUGUACUACUGAUUUUUAUAUACUCUUGUUUUUGAGAUGAACAGAUCUCUGGGGGGAAAUUGUUGAGUUCCAAUGGCAUUUCACUGUGAUCCCUCUCAAGCUCAAAUCACUUCUCUAACCUAAGGACAGCUUGUGUCUUUGGUUAACCGUCCUGUGAAAUGUCAGCUCCACUUUCCCAGAAGUCAUGUGUUUACGAUGAAUCAGUGCUUUCCCUCUGUGUGAAAGUCGUCAGCCCGCUUGAUUUGUGUGUAUGUGCUUAAUUCAAAGUAUCUGAACCUGACCUGUAAAUGCUCUUCUAACUGUUAAUUGUCUUAUUGAUUAUUUUGAUUAUCUUGCUUGAAGAUUAUUCAUACUUUUAAUUUGAUAUAAAUAAAGUUGUUUUCUGCUUAUAA
Molecule: messenger RNA, 5882 nt
Organism: Phyllostomus hastatus (greater spear-nosed bat)
Lineage: Eukaryota; Metazoa; Chordata; Mammalia; Chiroptera; Phyllostomidae
Gene: AK4
Product: adenylate kinase 4
Exons: 5
Coding region: 168-839 (223 amino acids)
Biological process (GO): nucleobase-containing compound metabolic process
Cellular component (GO): mitochondrion; cytoplasm
Molecular function (GO): AMP kinase activity; nucleoside diphosphate kinase activity; ATP binding
Source: RefSeq, a predicted model, not a curated record